Messenger RNA from Monoraphidium neglectum, 1224 nucleotides. RefSeq lists its product as hypothetical. The annotation marks the transcript as partial. Lineage: Eukaryota; Viridiplantae; Chlorophyta; Chlorophyceae; Sphaeropleales; Selenastraceae. The record is from RefSeq and is a predicted model, not a curated record. The transcript is spliced from 10 exons.
AUGGGUGCAGUUGCAGUCAAGUACAAGGGCCACAUGGCGGAGUCGGAGGCUCCAGGGGCGGUGGAUAUACCAGAGGCAUGCUCUUCAGCAGCCACAGGCAUCGGCCUCACGCCGUCAACGCUUAGCCUGAGGAAUGUGGAGUCGCUGCUGCUGACAGCGCAGCAGCAGCAGCUGCGCCACCUGCGUCGCCUUCAGCAGAUGCGGCGCCAGGCGGAAAUCAGCGCGGCGAUGCAGGUGGCGUGGCAGGAGAAGCAAGAGGCGGAGGAGCAGCGGCGCGCGGCGCGCGAGGCAGAGGCGAAAGAGGCCCAGGCGCGCCGCUUGGAGCACCACCGGAACGUGGAGACGCGCAACGCCGCGGCGCAGGAGGCCGCGGGCCGCACGCGGGACAUGUGGCGCAGCGCCUUGGUCGGGAAGCUCGAGGCUGCCAAACAGCGGACGUCAGCACGCCUGGAGGCGCGCCGCCGCCGCAUCUACGCGAACCACGAGGCGCAGCUGGACGCGCGGAGGGCGGCGCUGGAGGAGAAGCAGGCGCAGGAGCAGCGGCACCUGCAGCAGCGGCAGGAGCUGCGCCUGAUCCAAGACGAGAUCCGCCGCGAGGAGGAGGCGCUGUGGGCGGUACGGCGCGACGAGCUGCGGCAGCGCGCGGAGAGCGAGCAGGCGGCGCGCAGCUCUUACUACGGCCUCAGGGCGCAGGAGAGGGACCGACAGCUGGCGGAGCGCAAGCAGGAGCUCGAGGCCCAGAGGGCCGCGCACGCGGAGGAGGCGCGGCAGCGCGCCAGCUACAACCAGCAGCGCGCCGCCGGCGCGGACGCGGCAGAGCGGGCCAAGCGCGACCGCCUCGCCGCGAAGCUGCAGGGCAAGAUGGCCAAGGUGGACGCGAUCAUGGCCCAGAGGACGGCGCUGGUGAAGGAGGUGCAGCGCGUGCAGGCCGGCAUGGCGGCGCAGGAGGAGAGGAUGAAGGCCGCGCUGCAGACCAUGGCGGUAUGGGGCCUGCCCAGCUGGGAGCGCCCAGGCGCACGCACAUCUUCUGCCUGCACCCACCACACCGGCAAGUGGCACCUGCCUGCAGAGCUCGUGGACACCACCGCAGCCCUGCAGUCCGCGAUCCUGGACUCCCCCACCCGCAGCGCCACCGCCGCCGCCCCCGGCGGCCGGUUGGGCGGCAGCGGGCUGAGCUCGCCCUCGCAGCGCCCCGACAGCGCCUGCGGCCUCCUGGCUGAGACG